AUGCAGCAUCGUCCAAUAACUGGAAUGGGUCUCAAAACAGAAGUUCAUUAUGAGACUGUGGCUGCUCGAAUGGAAAAUUAUAUACACCAUGGACCACAAUAUGCCAACGAUUAUUAUCCGCGAGAAAAUGCCCCCCACAUGCAGCCUGCACAUCACCACCAUCAUCAUCACCAUCGCCACCUUGCUCCAUAUUUCGAUGAUGAUGCCGAAGCUGGAGGUUUUUCUUCUUAUAGAGGUCAUCAAAGAUUUCCACAUGCACAUUGGCAUAUGAUUCCACAGUACAUAUAA
Adineta steineri is the source of this 288-nucleotide messenger RNA. The record is from the annotation of a GenBank genome assembly. Lineage: Eukaryota; Metazoa; Rotifera; Eurotatoria; Adinetida; Adinetidae.